This is a messenger RNA of Aethina tumida (small hive beetle), 1218 nucleotides long. RefSeq lists its product as uncharacterized. NCBI's taxonomy places the organism in Eukaryota, Metazoa, Arthropoda, Insecta, Coleoptera, Nitidulidae. Gene Ontology annotation, molecular function: protein binding. Bases 130 to 954 code for a protein of 274 amino acids. The record is from RefSeq and is a predicted model, not a curated record. The transcript has 4 exons.
UUUCGGUCAUGCUUCUUUAUUAUAAUUUUCUGCUUUAUUCAUACGUUUGUGGAUUGUGAAAAUUGCCUUUUACUGACCUCAGAGAUUGUGUGCUCCAAUAUCACCGUAAAAAGUUUGCAGGAUAACAUUAUGGUGGAAGUAAGAAGGAAAGAUGUAAAACAUCUAAAAAUUGCCAACAGUCUUAUCGAGUUUCUCCGAAGGGAAACUUUGGAAGAUUACAAAAAUCUCCGGACUUUGACCAUUGCCAACUCCGGACUAAAGUUAGUCGAAUAUGGGGCGUUUUCAGAAAAUCUCCUGCUUGAAUCGUUCAACGUGACCAAUAAUUUUAUACAAGAUAUUAGCAGUAAAACUUUCCCUUCUACAAACAAUAUAAACACGAUCUCGUUGUCCAAUAAUUUGUUUCGAAGCUUGAACGACUUUGAUAUAAAUCAUUUUCCCCACCUCCACACAUUGGAUAUUUCCAAAAAUUAUUUGGAGUACCUGCCUGAGCAACUCUUGAACAAAUUAGACAAUUCCUCCUUCACAUUAAUUGCCGGAAAUAAUCCAUUUAAAUGUGACGAUUGGUCAAGUAAAUCCAUAAAUCUUUGCACUUUGAUAAGCAAAAGCAAACUUCAACCACUCCUGAUAAACUAUACAAACGUAACAUCAAGUGCAAACACAGAAGUAAAAUGCAUAAGGCACUGUCAUUUCCUAAAAUGUAUCCCACCAUUUCUAUGCGGAAUAUGGCUUGGCAUUAUCAUCGGGAACAUAUGCAAAAUAAAGGACUUGAUAUAUCCGAAAUUGAUGGAGAACAAAGCUACACAAUACGACGUUCUAAAAUUCGGAAUGGAGUGUACACAUAUGAUGCAAAUUUCCGAAGAAAAAAGCGAACUGGAAAUGGUUAUAGAUCCGCCCAAGGUUAAAAAGUCCGUCAGCUUUAAGAGCGAGAUGAAAACGAUGAAAAAGCCUAAUUGAUUAAGACUUUUUUUUUUACAAAAACAAGAGUUAUUGGCACAGAACGAAACGGACUCUGUGAUGACAUUUUCAGAUGCUCUCAAGCUAUGUGUGUGUCCGACAUGCUGGGUCUCAAGGACUUGUUUGUUUUGUGUGCGUCAUUCGAAACGGAUUAUUUUAUUGUGUUGUUGCUCGAGCAGUUUUGCUCCCUUGUUUAAAUAAUUUUUGUAUAAGAAUAUUCAAUUUAUUAUCAAUUAUAAACAAAUACAAGUUGUACUUUGUAAA